GAAGUGCAAUAAAACUAAUUUUUUAGAUAGUUGCACCAUCUGUUAGCGGCAUCGAACGCUAAGGGUUUGUGCAACUGGUCAAUUUUCGUAAAUUUAUUUUUUUUUGUCUCCUUUGUUUUCUAUUUAAAAUUCAAUUUUGUGUUACUCUGAAGAAUUGUAAUAAAAAAUAAACACAAAACAAUCAGAGAUUUUGCCAGAAACAUAAGAAAAUUUCCAGCGAGCGUGGAAAGGUAACAAAAUCUAUAUGAAUGUUGGAAAAAUUAUAUUAAUUUAAAUAAAUUUUAAAGUGUUAACGAUUAUAGACUGUUGGGGCGAUAGUUUUUAUGAUUUCAGUCAGUUUGAAACUAUUUCUUCUGUGUUUAGUCGCAUUCAAAUGUAUUUGUUAAUGCCAUUGACACGAUUUUGCUUCCUUUUUGCCAAUUUUUACAGCAAAUGUGACGAGCCAAAGCAACUGUAGCAGAGUUCUAAACAGUAAUGAAUUGUUAACAUUGAAAGUAUAUGAAAUUCCCAUCCAGAAUAUCCUGUGUGUCGAGGAAACCAAAGAGGGUUAUGUUUUUCUGAUCAAUUUCUACAAAGGCCGGUAUUUCUUGAGAGGUCUAAAAUAUCGUUGGAACGGACGUUUUUACCUUGAUAUAUUGCCAUACAUUAACGAGAUCGCAAUGCACGCAAAAGACAUUUCUGCUCUACGCCCAAUUCCGGAAAUAAAACAACCGAGAGGAUUCUCCGUGCCAGUGAACCUCAGUUUCCAAAACUGCGGAAGGAAACCGACGUCAACAAGAAGGAAACAAGAAAAUGACGAUUCUUCCACAGAAUUACCAUCGAUCACUGGUCAAAUAUUCGGUGGAAACAUAGCUCAGACAGGUGACCAUCCUUGGCACGUUUACUUUGAGAAUGAGGUGACAGGAGGAGCCUGCGGCGGGACAUUGAUUUCGCCGACUGUAGUUUUGACUGCUGCACAUUGCAUUUAUGGAUCCAAAGCAAAGGACUUCAGAGUUUCUCUUGGGAUGUAUGAUAAAAGAAAAAGAAGAGCCCCUGGUGUUCAAAGAAGAAAGUCCAGCAGUCUGAUUGUGCACCCGAAAUAUGACUCUGCGGAAUUCAUUAGUGACGUCGGACUCGUGAUUUUGAAGAAAAAAGUAAAUAUUACUGACAAUGUCCGUCCGAUUUGCUUGUGGAACGACGACUCUGACUCAAACUUGGCUCACGUCGCUGGAUCCAAAGCUAUGGCGGUUGGAUUUGGGCUUGCUGACAACUACACGUUGCCUGAUAAAUUGCAAGAGGCUCGACUUCCGAUUAGAGGUCACAAGGAGUGCUAUUUAUCAAGCAGGAGGUUUUUCGGGAAAUAUUUGCGUCCGGGAGACAACUUUUGUGCCGGCUACACGAAUGGAACGACCACCUGCAACGAAGACAUCGGAGGCAGCCUAUCGGUGGAAAAAUACGGCCGCUGGUUCAUCAGGGGCAUCGUCAGCUUUGCAAUGGCGAAAAAAGUGGAGUUUGAGGGCAAAAAUACUUCGUUGUGUCACCCUAAUCAAUAUUCCUUGUUCGCUGACGUCGCAGGUUACGUGGACUGGAUCGUGGAAAACACGCCGGACAUUUCAUUCCGAAAUUAAAUGUGGGUUUUGAAAAAAAAAAUUAGCAAAAGGACAGUAGUAAUUCAGUAGAAAAAUUUUAGAUGGACAGCAUAAUCUUUUAUCAAAAUAUUUUUGCAAUGGGGUUUUUAUAAUAAAUGGUUAUAAAAAUUUUAAA
Cloeon dipterum is the source of this 1743-nucleotide messenger RNA. Its product is annotated as chymotrypsin B-like. Gene Ontology annotation, molecular function: serine-type endopeptidase activity. The coding region runs from base 660 to 1607 and encodes 315 amino acids. Gene Ontology annotation, biological process: proteolysis. The record is from RefSeq and is a predicted model, not a curated record. NCBI's taxonomy places the organism in Eukaryota, Metazoa, Arthropoda, Insecta, Ephemeroptera, Baetidae. The transcript has 7 exons.